AUGGCAAUUCCAGUUUAUCUGUGGCUGAAAGAUGAUGGCGGUGCAGAUAUCAAAGGGUCCGUGGAUGUUCAGGACCGUGAGGGCAGCAUUGAGGUGGUGGCUCAGGAGCACUGCCUCUACAUCCCGACGGAUAACAACACCGGUAAGCUGACCGGUACCCGUAUUCACACACCGUUCCUGUUUACCAAGGAAAUUGAUUCUUCCAGCCCGUACCUUUACAAGGCCGUGACCACCGGGCAGACCCUGAAGUCUGCUGAAUUUAAGUGGUACAAAAUCAAUGACGCCGGUCAGGAGGUGGAGUACUUCAAUACGAAGCUUGAGAACGUGAAGGUGGUGAAGGUUAAUCCGGUCAUGCACGACAUCAAGAAUCCCACCUACGAGAAGCAUAACCACCUUGAACAGGUGGAACUGCGCUACGAGAAAAUCACCUGGACCUACAAGGACGGCAACAUCAUUCAUUCCGACGCAUGGAGUGAACGUACCACCGCGUAA
This is a messenger RNA of Cooperia oncophora, 492 nucleotides long. Lineage: Eukaryota; Metazoa; Nematoda; Chromadorea; Rhabditida; Trichostrongylidae. The record is from the annotation of a GenBank genome assembly.